AUGGUGUUAUCAAGGUGGGCUCUAGGCCUGCUUGGCUCUGCUGCCUCGGUUCUCGCCGCGCCUGCCACAUACGGCAAUGGCACGCAGUAUCAGUCUCACCCCGACAGACUCGCUGCUGUGCAAGAGGCAUUUGACAGGUCUUGGGAUGCCUACUAUACCUAUGCUUUCCCCAACGACGGCUUGAUUCCGCUGGAGAAGACUUACAUCAAUGACCUGGGAGGCUGGGGUGCCAGUGCUGUUGACGCGUUCUCCACGGCUUUGAUCAUGAAUGAUGAGAAAGUCAUUAAGCAGAUCUUGGAUUUCAUCCCGAAGAUCGAUUUUGACCAUGCCAACUAUACCAGCUCCAUCUCCCUCUUUGAGACCACGAUUCGUUACCUUGGCGCGCACGAUCUCUUGACUGGACCUUACAAGGCCAUGGCUGAAGAUGAGAGCGCAGUAUCUGCAGUCCUAGACCAAGCUAUUCACCUGGCUGACCUUCUGAGUGUGGCCUUCGAUACCCCAACUGGCAUUCCUAUCAACAAUCUGGACUGGGAGCCACCUCGGCCCAAGAAUGAAAGCACCAAUGGAAUAGCCACCAUCGGGACUUUGGUGCUGGAGUGGGUUCGACUCAGUGACAAGACUGGACAAGAGAAAUACGGCAAAUUAGCAGAGAAAGGCGAAGCCUACCUUCUCAACCCUCAACCGCAGAACAUCGGAGAGCCUUUCCCGGGACUGCUCGGUACUGACGUCAGCGUUGCCAAUGGUUCAUUUGUCUCCUCGCAGGGUAGCUGGGGAGGCGGCGAUGACAGCUUUUACGAGUAUCUCAUCAAGAUGUACGUGUACGAUACAGCGCGUUACGAUACUUACAAGGAUCGCUGGAUCGCAGCUGUGGAUUCUAGCAUCAAGUACCUGCCUUCCCAUCCAUCUACUAGAGAAGAUCUCACGUUUCUGGCCGCCUGGUACAACUCCACCACUCUGAAGUACCAGUCUCAGCAUCUUGCGUGUUUCAAUGGUGGUAACAUUAUUCUCGGCGGACUUGUCUUGAACAGGCCGGAUUACAUCGAAUUUGGCUUGGAACUUGUCAACGGCUGCCACGGCACUUAUAUUGGAACCGCCACCGGAAUUGGUCCGGAGGUGUUCAACUGGCAGGACAGCAAGACGGCGGCGAACGCUACCAACAACCCCGCCCCACCGGUGAACCAGUCAGCCUUCUACCAAGAGUCCGGUUUCUGGAUCCCGGCCGGAGCUGAGUAUUACGACCUGCGACCAGAAGUAAUUGAGAGUUACUACUACGCCUACCGUGCAACCGGAGAUUCCAAGUAUCAGGACUGGGCUUGGGAUGCGUUCUUGCGUAUCAACGCUACUUGCUCAGUGGGCGAUGUUGGAUUCAGCGGCAUUAAGAACGUAAACGUGCCUGGGGGCGGUGGCUUUUUGGAUCACCAAGAGUCAUUCUGGUUUGCCGAGGUGUUGAAGUACAGCUAUUUGAUCCAGGCAGAGGAGGCCCCGUGGCAGGUUUCGGCCGACCACGACAACCAAUGGGUGUUCAACACCGAGGCUCACCCAGUGAAGGUGGUGGGCACUCCUAUCUGA
This is a messenger RNA of Neoarthrinium moseri, 1569 nucleotides long. RefSeq lists its product as uncharacterized. NCBI's taxonomy places the organism in Eukaryota, Fungi, Ascomycota, Sordariomycetes, Amphisphaeriales, Apiosporaceae. Bases 1 to 1569 code for a protein of 522 amino acids. The record is from RefSeq and is a predicted model, not a curated record. Gene Ontology annotation, biological process: carbohydrate metabolic process; N-glycan processing. Gene Ontology annotation, molecular function: mannosyl-oligosaccharide 1,2-alpha-mannosidase activity; calcium ion binding. Gene Ontology annotation, cellular component: Golgi membrane; endoplasmic reticulum. The transcript has 5 exons.